Messenger RNA from Pistacia vera, 982 nucleotides. RefSeq names its product MADS-box protein SVP-like. Gene Ontology annotation, biological process: positive regulation of transcription by RNA polymerase II. The record is from RefSeq and is a predicted model, not a curated record. The transcript is spliced from 10 exons. Gene Ontology annotation, cellular component: nucleus. Lineage: Eukaryota; Viridiplantae; Streptophyta; Magnoliopsida; Sapindales; Anacardiaceae. Bases 206 to 958 code for a protein of 250 amino acids. Gene Ontology annotation, molecular function: protein dimerization activity; DNA-binding transcription factor activity, RNA polymerase II-specific; RNA polymerase II cis-regulatory region sequence-specific DNA binding.
AAGAAACACGAUCAGAAGCUGUUUCACUAUAAAAAGAUUAAUCUCUUUUAAAUCUUCAAUUUGACUUUCUUUUCACACACAUUCUCUCUUUGCCUUCUCUCCCUUUUUCAUUGGUGACUUCAAACUCUUAACAAAACUGAAUGCGGCCCCUUUUACCACUGACUUUUCUCUCCCUCACCUUUAUUUUGCCCUUGAACAACCACUGAUGAUAGAAUCUUUUGUUGCUUUGCUUUUUUGUGUGGAAGUUAAAAAUAAUAACGAGAAGGGAAAAAAGAUGGUCAGAGAGAAGAUUCAGAUCAAAAAAAUCGACAACGUCACGGCGAGGCAGGUGACUUUCUCCAAGAGACGAAGAGGGCUUUUCAAAAAAGCCGAAGAGCUUUCUGUCCUUUGCGAUGCCGAUGUUGCUCUUAUAGUCUUCUCGGCUACUGGGAAACUCUUUGAAUAUACCAACUCAAGUGUUAAGGAAAUUAUAGAGAGGCAUCGCAUCCACUCGAAGAACCUUGAGAAAAUGGAAGCCCCAUCACUUGAGUUGCAGUUGGUGGAGAGCAACAACAUGGCCAGACUGAGCAAGGAGAUUGCAGAGAAAACUCAGCAGCUGAGGAAUUUAAGGGGAGAGGAGAUCCAUGGAUUAAACAUAGAAGAGCUGCAGCAGCUCGAAAAGACUCUUGAAGUUGGAUUGAGCCGUGUGAUUGAGAAAAAGGGUGAAAAGAUUAUGAAAGAGAUUGAUGAACUUGAAAGAAGGGGAAAGCAAUUGAUGGAAGAGAAUGAGCGUUUGAGGCAGCAAGUGGCGGGGAUCACCUCCGCGCAAAGACAAGCAGCGGCUGAUGAUUCCGACAACAUGCUCUGUGAGGAAGGCCAGUCUUCAGAGUCUGUAACCAACGGCAACUCAGGCCCCCCUCCACCCGACUCAGACAGCUCUGAUAUUUCUCUCAAGUUGGGCUUACCAUAUGCUGGUUAAAUGGGAAGCUCGGAGAAGUACUUA